Schistosoma curassoni is the source of this 1132-nucleotide messenger RNA. Lineage: Eukaryota; Metazoa; Platyhelminthes; Trematoda; Strigeidida; Schistosomatidae. The record is from the annotation of a GenBank genome assembly.
CCGGUAGAGGCGCGGAUUCCGUAAUUAGUUGGUUAGGGGUAGAAUGACGGUAGAUGUUGAUAGCUUGCGAUAUGUAGAACUCCAGAGGCUUGCUAAAAUGCAUGGUAUCAAGGCUAACAAAAAGGCCUCUGAACUAAAGAAGGAGCUGAAAAUCCUGCUUUGUAUUCAGGAAUUUGAAAGUACCGGCACAAAGAAUGGUGAAACAGCAUCUGCUGAGUCUGUUGAGAUUGAAGAGUCUUCUUUCAGAUGUACAGACAAGCCUAAGCUUCCUGCUGACGAUCAAGAAAUUAAAGAAAAUGGCGGGAUAACAUCUACACCAAUAAGUGACGAUGAGGCUCCAGGUGUUUUGAAUCGAACAUACGAGCUAACUUCUCCUGUGGUGUGCUGCAAGAAGGAUACUAUUGAGAACCCAAUCAAGCAAUACUCAGAAUCCCAUAAAUUGUCCAUAGCUAAAAAACCAUCGGUUAUCAAGACAGUCCCAGACUUCAGUAAGAUUCAUGCUAAGGCCGCUUCAAAAUUGGAAUCAUUGGUGUCAUAUGCUUCACGGCGUAACUUGACUAGUAAACCUCGACCACCAUUUGCAUCACCGCCUUUUGUUAACAACAAUAAAAAAGUCUCGAAUUCAUCUGGCGAUAAAUCUGAGAUCUCCCAAACAAAUAUACCUCAGCGCAAGUUCAGCCUUCAGAAGAAAAUAUCAAUUCCUUUGAAUGACAAAAUCACAAUAUUGAAGAAUUCAAAUUCGGUUAAACGAAGUAAAUCACUUCUUUCUCCUUUCUCAUCUAAUGAAAUUAGUACAACUGUAAAUAACCAACAACAAGCAAACAAUUUGGCAGCUUGCAAUCCAUUAUCGCGUAAAACUACUAUUAAAAUUCCAGCUGACAGUGCAUUUGCUCGACGUAAAGCGUAUGAUUUGAAAUAUAACCAGUCACGUCGUUUGUCCUGUACACCUCAUCGUGUUUCCAAGCAAUUAUCAAUAACUCCUCCUAAAUCGACUACUGUUGUACGACAAGAUAUUCGUAUACCUAAACCAUUUGUAAAUGUUCGUCGUAAUAAAAUGGAAUUAUCAAAGAUUUGCAAAGAAGAUCGGGCAAUGUCAAGGAGAUUAUUAGUUGACAAGAAUCGUGGCUUAUAA